Molecule: messenger RNA, 1317 nt
Organism: Dicrocoelium dendriticum
Lineage: Eukaryota; Metazoa; Platyhelminthes; Trematoda; Plagiorchiida; Dicrocoeliidae
Source: the annotation of a GenBank genome assembly
AUGUACCCCGGGGAUUUGGAUUCAAUUGAGUUAGAAGACAUACUCAUCUCUGACGACACAUUCCUAAGCUAUUUUAAUGCCUACUUGGCUCUACCAAUAUUCUCCCGGAAAGUGUACUACAAUCGCUUAGCCGGAGUUUUCACUGUUUUAAACGACGAGCUGAAGCCGUUGGAUGAUAAAUCGAUCCCAUCUUACGGCGCAACUGAUGAGGAGCGGAUGAGCAUGCUCAAUUGGGCGCUUCAUGAGCGUUUUCGAUUCUUUAAAAAAAGUGUGUUUUACAGGGAAUACACAUUGUGCAAGCUCUUGUCUCGUCCCAAUGUACAUCCUCCACCACGCGAACAGCUUUCCGAAUUAUUCGCUACUGGACUGUUUAAGUCGAACAACACCAGUGUAGCCCGAGGACUGACGGGUGUAAGCCGCCACUCAAACUCUUCCGAAGAUGAUCGGUUCCUUGAGACGGAGAACGAAUACUUUGGUGCUAAUGGUGAAGUUGAAGACAACGAUAGUCGCAGUAACGGCAGAAGCGAGGAAAAUGAGAAUUCCGACCUGGUUUCAUAUGACAAGUUUUCACAGAACGUUACCAGGAAAUGUAAUGCGAUGUCAGACUCUUCUUCGUCCGUCGAGGGCAUGGAAAAUCCCUCACAGGAACUUAUAUCGGAGCAAGAAGCUAUUUCAGGAACCGAAAUUCUGGGCGGACCAUCCAAGCGCAGCUUGGACUACGCAAAAUAUUUUAUGAUAAAACGGCAGUCUACUCCUUGGACCGCGGUGCAUCUAUCCGAAUCUAACGAGUAUGACAACAACAACAACAAUGUUGAACGUCAUAUGGCGGAACAGUCAACUGGCAGUUCUGCUAAACACAAAUCCCGAACCAAUUUGAAUAGCAGAAGAAAGUCAGAACCUGCCAGACAAGAUGAAUGGUCAUCCUAUACGAGUAACUCGAAGCGCUCAGUGGGUUCGGAUGCGUUAUCCUUCUUGAGUCUGGAUGCGAGGAGCGAAGGCUUAUGGCUGUCUCUGGAUGGACUACUUGACAACUCCGGACAAUCUUCUUUAUUCUCCAACUGUUGGCAGAAUGAAACGGAGGACGAUCUAAUGAUAAGGUUGCAACAGCUACAAGAAAGACAAAACAUCCCGCUUCAACGGUUGAAAGAACUAUUACUUUCAAGUCGAGAAGGAAUGGCGGACUUUAUUUGUUUCCUUCUUAACACAAGCGGCAUAAGGCUGCUGGAUUUCUGGCUCGAUUGUGAAGCUAUAAACACCUGUGUUGAAAAUCGUGAGGCAACUGAACAAGCGAAAUGCAAAUUUUCCCUUAUGAGGUGA